AUGUUCUUCAGGGAAAUCACUGAGAGCUUAGGCUGUGCUCUGGGUGGUUUCUGUAUCAGCAUGUGGCUUCUCUGCCUGGUCCCUGGCGGGCUGCUCGGUCCUGUUGUAUCCAAAGCCAUUUUCAUUUCUUGCUUUACUGUAGGCGGGUUUGCCUUUUACUUCAGCCAUUACACACGAGACUGGGCGCUCAUUCUGAUGAUCUCAUUCUCUGGUGCUACAGUCACGGUGUUGGGUAUCGAUUCGUUUAGCCGGGCUGGACUAAAAGAGUUUUGGGCCUACGUUUGGGAACUCAAUGAUGAGUUGUUUCCUCUUGGUGCCCAUACUUAUCCAGUCACCAAAGGCAUCCGAGUUGAAACUGCAGCAAUCGUCAUCAUCUGUCUAUUUGGUAUCAUCUCACAGAUCAAGCUAUGGAAACUAGUUCGUGAAAAACGCGAAAAGAAGGCCGAAGAAGCUGCCGAAGGAGAGCGCAACCUCCGCGAGGAAGAGGAACAAGUCGGCAGGAACAUUGAAGAGGCAAACGCACGUGAGAGACGCCAGUGGGAGAGGAUUUAUGGAGACGGAGAUGCAGAAAGCUCAACGGUCUCUCACACUUCCAACGACGGCGAGACACCCAACGAGAAGAACAACCGCAUCAGCCAAACCGACUCUUUAAAAAGACAAUCCGCCUCGAUUGUCGAGGUUAUCGAGAUGACAGACAUGCCCGACUCUGAGCAAUUCAAGAAGCAGCCUACCACUACCGGAACCUGA
Fusarium graminearum PH-1 is the source of this 747-nucleotide messenger RNA. RefSeq lists its product as uncharacterized. The record is from RefSeq and is a predicted model, not a curated record. The transcript has a single exon. NCBI's taxonomy places the organism in Eukaryota, Fungi, Ascomycota, Sordariomycetes, Hypocreales, Nectriaceae. Bases 1 to 747 code for a protein of 248 amino acids.